Molecule: messenger RNA, 1983 nt
Organism: Miniopterus natalensis
Lineage: Eukaryota; Metazoa; Chordata; Mammalia; Chiroptera; Miniopteridae
Gene: SIGIRR
Product: single Ig and TIR domain containing
Biological process (GO): signal transduction
Source: RefSeq, a predicted model, not a curated record
CUCCAGGGAGCAGGCUGCACUGCCCAGCUGGCCCUCCUUGUGUGUACUGCAGGACAGCCCUGACUGGGGAUCUCCUUGCCAGGACCCCCUCACAUUGCCCUGGACUCCAGCCUCUCUGCAGCCUCCCCCUACACCUCAGGCCUGGCCUCAGGAAGUGCGUUGCUUGGUGGGCUGGGGCAGGCUCAGAGGAAGGAGCCCUUGACUCACAGUUACAGGAAGAGCAGGCGGGCGGGGCUAACCAACUGCCCGCCUGCCUGGAGGGGGUGGGUGCCUGGGUGGGGUUUAGGUUUAGGAGAGGAUGUGACUGCAAGGCCAGGAAGCUACAGAAAAGUCCUGAUUAAAAUACACAAACAAAAGCCAGGUCCUCACCCCGCUUGGUGAUGGGUCCAGAGCAGCCGUGGUGUUUCGGACUGGGCCAGGGGCCCAGCUGAGCAGAGUUUGCUCUCAAGCACAGGUCAAUGACCUCUAUGACCAACGUCCCCUGCAGGAGGACAGAGCCGGAACCAGGUGACUUCGUGCCCUCCCACUGCGGCCUGCAGCUCUGUCCUCUGACCCAUCCUGGCACCCUGACUGACCCACCACAAAGACAGAGAGCUAGUCCUGCCCAGCCCUUGGGGUCCAGUCUUCUUGGCUGAGGAGCUCGUGGAGCCAGAGGUGGCACCGUGCCCAGCUUGCCUGAGGAGGCCCUGGUCAGACCAUGGCAGGUGUCUGCAACAGGCCCCCCGAAUUCCUCUCCCCUUCUGGAAACCAGGUUCUGGGGCCUACCUUGGGCAGUGUGGUCACUCUGAACUGCACGGCCUUGGUGGCUUCUGCACCCUACUGUCCCCUGCCCUCAGUCCAGUGGCUAAAAGAUGGGCUGCCGCUGGGCAAUGGGAGCCAUUAUGAUCUUCAUGAGGACUGGGUCAAAGCCAACUUGUCAGAGGUGCUUGUAUCCAGUGUCCUGGGGAUCAACCUGACCAGUGCUGAGGACUACGGGGCAUUCACCUGCUCUGUACGGAAUGUCAGCUCCUCCUUCACUCUCUGGAGAGCUGGCCCAGCAGGCCAUUUGGUGGCGGUGCUGGCCUCGCUGCUGGUCCUGCUGGUCCUGCUUCUGGCGGCUCUGCUCUAUGUGAAGUGCCGACUCAACGUGCAGCUCUGGUACCAGGACGCGUACGGGGAGGUGGAGAUGAACGACGGGAAGCUCUACGACGCCUACAUCUCCUACAGCGACAGCCCCGAAGAUCGGAAGUUCGUGAACUUCAUCCUGAAGCCGCAGCUGGAGCGCUGUCGGGGCUACAAGCUCUUCCUGGACGACCGCGACCUCCUGCCGCGGGCAGAGCCCUCCGCCGACCUCCUGGUGAACCUGAGCCGCUGCCGCCGCCUCAUCGUGGUGCUGUCAGACGCCUUCCUGGGGCGGCCCUGGUGCAGCCACAGCUUCCGGGAGGGCCUGUGCCGGCUGCUGGAGCUCACGCGCAGACCCAUCUUCAUCACCUUCGAGGGCCAGCGGCGCGACCCGGCGCACCCUGCGCUGCACCUGCUGCGCCAGCACCGCCACCUGGUGACCCUGCUGCGCUGGAGGCCUGGCUCCGUGACGCCUUCCUCCGAUUUUUGGAAAGAGCUACAGUUGGCGCUGCCGCGGAAGGUGCAGUACAGAGCGAUGGAGGGAGACCCCCAGACCCGGCUGCAGGAUGACAAGGACCCCAUGUUGAUUGUGCGAGGCCAAGUCCCGGAGGGUCGGACCCUGGACCCGGAGCUGGACCCGGACCCGGAGGGGGACCUGGGUGUCCGAGGGCCUGUCUUUGGGGAGCCAUCAGCUACACCGCAUGCAACUGGGGUCUCACUGGGAGAGGGCCACGGCAGCGAGCUGGAUGUCUCCGACCUUGGCUCCCGUAACUACAGUGCCCGCACAGACUUCUACUGCCUGGUGUCCGAGGAUGACAUGUAGCCAGCCCCUUGCCUCCGAUGGAGCCGCAGGAUGCCAGGGACAUCUGGGAGUGGGACCUC